Messenger RNA from Gongylonema pulchrum, 1056 nucleotides. The record is from the annotation of a GenBank genome assembly. NCBI's taxonomy places the organism in Eukaryota, Metazoa, Nematoda, Chromadorea, Rhabditida, Gongylonematidae.
AUGUAUUGUCUUCCUUUAUUAAGCGUUAUUGAAUAUUACUUUUGUAAUAGAGUAAACUCGUGGAAGAACAAAGCUAAAUAUUAUUGUUCAAAAUGCAACGACAUCUUUCUCCUCCCCCAUGUUCAUCCAUUGAAAGGACCGGUCAGUAUAGCCGAAUUACGGCGUCCAACGCAGCUACUUGCCCCGCUUACACAGAAACAUUCAGAAAGUCAGUACUGGUUUAGUGAUGAAUCUUUGCGUGUUUUGCUAAUUGGCAUUCGGAAUUCUCGUUGCAAUGGCGUUUUAUGUAUUGGAACGCCGACUGUAUUCGAAUAUCUUCAAAGCGACAAAGAGCUUCGAGCACACUGCAAAUCAUUUUUGCUUGACAUCGAUUCCCGAUUUGUACCUUUCUUUCGAAGCAGUCACUUCGCAGUAUACAGCAUGCUGACGAACCAUUUUUAUGAUUCGAGAAGCACUACCAAGCUGAAUGCAUUCUUUGCAACACUGAAUCGUCUUGUGAUUGUGUGCGAUCCGCCGUUUGGUGUUUUCAUGAAACCUCUGAAGAAUUCAUUGAAUAAGCUGUGCAAACAGUUUUUUAUUACAGGGGAAAGCUAUGUAAGCAAACAUUGGUGCAAAAGUAUUAUCGUUCUACCUGUUUUUGUUGGAAGACGUUUUUUGGCAAAAACCGGUUUUUCUAUGUUGGACUAUAAGGUUUUUUAUUUAUAUCGCCUUUUCGAUAAAGUUAUUUCCGAAUUCCGGAGUAUCCUCGAACUUUUAUGGGGCAGUCUGCGCAACAGCGGAAUUAGAUGUGAGAUUAGGGUUUGUUAUGUGAAUCAUGUGAAGUAUAAACGACCGGAUAAGUCAGUUGUUCGUUUUUUCACUGAUCUUCCACUGGAUGUGUUCGAUUUGUCAGAAUUUUCUAACUACAGGUUCCCCAUUAUCGAUGGUUAUAUGCAUAAACAUUGUGAUAUUUGCUGUCGUUGUGUGAAGGAAUCAUACGAUCAUUGCGGAGCCUGCAAACGCUGUCACUUGCCACAAAGGUGUCCCAGGAUUUUGGGCGUUGAGGCUCGGAACUAG